Molecule: messenger RNA, 2982 nt
Organism: Australozyma saopauloensis
Lineage: Eukaryota; Fungi; Ascomycota; Pichiomycetes; Serinales; Metschnikowiaceae
Gene: CHS1
Product: chitin synthase
Exons: 1
Coding region: 1-2982 (993 amino acids)
Cellular component (GO): cell periphery; cell septum
Molecular function (GO): chitin synthase activity
Source: RefSeq, a predicted model, not a curated record
AUGGUAAAUCCUUUUGAGGAGUUCAAUCCAUUUCUUGAGAGCGCCGACCCUCAAAGGAAAAAAAAUGAUACCCAGAGUCCCUUUGAGGAAGAACCAUUGUCAGCAUCUCCAACCCCACUUCAAACUCCAAAAAAGACAUAUUACGGUACUGACAGUCCGUAUUCGAGGCGCUCGCCUGAUGUAUUCACAAGAAGCAAUGCCCAUAUUCCUCAAGGACCUGCUCUAUUCGCAGAAACGGAAGUUCCUCACUUACCAUAUGAACAUUCCAAGACGCCAAGGGCAAAAUACACAUCUCGGGAAAGUCCGAAAAGAGGCGCACAUAGAGGAAUAACCAUUGAUGAUUAUCCUGAGGAGCAAGUUUCUCCUUCACGACUUGAAAUUUCCGCACGGAGCUCUCAUAGAAGCGGGAGAAUCUUGGAACCACCAAAACCUAUUUUUACUCGAGAAACGUUCGAUGAAGCUAACUCCAACACGAACGAUGGAUCUGAUAUGAGUACUUUGAACUCAGACAAUAACAACAACUAUGCACAUAAAUUAUACCAAAAAGAGUUCGAGGCUAUGGAGGGCUUCUCUGACGAAGAGACCAUACGUUCUGGAGAAUCGCGUCACUCUGGCAAUCCUGAGAGUGAGUAUUUCGGAGCUUCGAUUGACCAUGACAUGAUGAAGAACUUGAAGAAUGGCUAUGUGCCUCCACUUCAAAAAGAACUACACAAGCGGAAAGUGCGUGUGGUUGGCCAGUCAGGUAAUCUUGUUCUCGAAAAUAGAAUUCCAGAUGAAUUGAAGAAAGUGCUUACACGUACGGAAUCCCCCUUUGGCGAAUUCACCAACAUGACCUAUACCGCUUGUACUUCGGAACCGGAUGAGUUUGUGAAAGACGGUUUUACCUUGAGAGCCGCAAAGUAUGGCAGAGAAACAGAACUCAUCAUCUGUGUCACAAUGUACAACGAAGAUGAAAACUCAUUUGCUCGUACAAUGCAUGGAAUUAUGAAAAAUAUUUCCCACUUAUGUUCCAGAUCCAAAUCGUCUACUUGGGGUAAAGACUCAUGGAAAAAGGUUCAAGUUAUAAUCAUCUCUGAUGGACGCAACAAAGUCAAUGCCUCUGUGCUUCAACUAUUGACGGCGACGGGAUGUUACCAAGACAAUUUAACAAGACCUUACGUUAACAACAAGAAAGUGCGGGCUCAUAUCUUCGAGUAUACAACACAAAUCUCCAUUGACGAAAACCUCAAGUUCAAAGGUGAUGAGAAGAACUUGACACCAGUUCAGGUGAUGUUCUGUUUGAAGGAGCUGAAUCAAAAGAAGAUCAACUCGCACAGAUGGCUCUUCAAUGCGUUCUGUCCUGUCUUGGACCCCAAUGUUGUUGUUCUUUUGGAUGUUGGAACAAAGCCUGACAACCAUGCCAUUUACAACAUGUGGAAAGCCUUCGAUAGAGAUUCCAACGUUGCAGGAGUUGCUGGUGAAAUUGUUGCAAUGAAGGGUAAGGGAUGGGUUAAUUUGAUCAACCCAUUGGUUGCCUCCCAAAAUUUCGAAUAUAAAAUGUCUAACAUUUUGGAUAAGCCGUUGGAGUCCGCGUUUGGGUACAUUUCAGUGCUUCCCGGUGCCCUUUCAGCUUACAGAUACAUCGCAUUGAAGGAUCAUGAUGAUGGCACGGGGCCGCUCAAUUCAUACUUCAAGGGUGAAGACUUGUUGACAAACCAUCACGAACGUAAUUGCAAAACAAACUUCUUCGAAGCGAAUAUGUACUUGGCGGAAGAUAGAAUCUUGUGCUGGGAGUUAGUUGCAAAGAAAAACGAGAGUUGGGUUUUGAAAUUUGUCAAACUGGCAACGGGUGAGACUGAUGUUCCCGAGUCUGUUCCUGAGUUUUUGUCUCAGAGAAGAAGAUGGAUGAAUGGUGCCUUCUUUGCUGCAUUGUACUCCUUGAGACAUGCCAACAAAAUUUGGUACACAGACCAUUCAUACACCCGAAAGAUGUUCUUCUGUCUCGAGUUCUUCUAUCAGUUCAUCAAUUUGGUGUUUUCCUUUUUCUCAUUGAGUCAUUUCUAUUUAACGUUCUACUUCCUUACCGGGUCCUUGGUCAGUGACAAACAUAUUGGAGCCGGAGGAUUCUGGAUAUUCACAAUCUUCAACUACCUAUGCAUAUGUGUCUUGACUUCUGUUUUUGUUGCAUCUAUUGGCAAUCGUCCACAAGCGUCUAAGAACAUUUUCAAGACUCUAAUGAUCUUACUUACUGCCUGUGCUUUGUAUGCUAUGGUGGUAGGAUUCUAUUUCGUCAUCAACGCUAUUAAAGAUUUUGGUAAGAGCGAGGUGUCAACUUAUGUGUUUGUGAGCAUUGUUGUAUCGUUGCUUGCCACAUAUGGGCUUUACGUUCUCAUGUCGGUGCUCUAUCUUGAUCCCUGGCAUAUGAUCACAUGCUCCAUUCAAUACUUUUUGAUGAUCCCAUCAUACACCUGCACUCUUCAAAUUUUUGCAUUCUGUAAUACCCACGAUGUUUCUUGGGGUACCAAGGGUGACAACAACCCCAAAGAAGAUAAGACCAACCAGUACAUCAUUGAAAAGAAUGAAGAGGGUGAGUUCGAGGCCAUCGUCAUGGACUACAAUAUUGACGAGGUUUACUUAGAGACACUCUACAGCAUUCGGGCAAAGAGGUCAAACAAAAAGGUCAAAGCCACAGAGUCUGCUCCUCAAGUCCUUGAUGGAGAGGACUACGCAAAGAAUGUCAGAACAAAGGUCGUGUUCAUUUGGCUCUUGAGUAACUUGGUAUUCAUCAUGACAAUGUUACAAGUCUACGAACCCGGCGAAACCAGCAGAAACUACUAUUUGGUGUUCAUUUUGUGGUUGGUGGCCAUCUUAGCUUUGAUCAGAGCGCUUGGUUCCAUGGCAUAUCUCUUGCAAAACUUGGCCCGGAAAAUUGUCGAAACGAGCAGCAAGUUUUCCCACAAAAGAAAUGGAUAUGCCGCUGCGGCAGUCAAUUCGCUUAAUUAA